Molecule: messenger RNA, 693 nt
Organism: Coniophora puteana RWD-64-598 SS2
Lineage: Eukaryota; Fungi; Basidiomycota; Agaricomycetes; Boletales; Coniophoraceae
Exons: 2
Coding region: 1-693 (230 amino acids)
Source: RefSeq, a predicted model, not a curated record
AUGUUCACCUCAACAAGAAUUGCAACACUCAUGAUCGUUGCUGGCGCUCAGCUCGUCGCCGCCGACAUGUCCCUCUACAUCCCGGGCUUUGACCCGCAGCCCCUGAGCGUGUCCAUCAUUGGCGCCGGCUCAGAUGGCCGUACGACAUACCAAGUAGUCCCCGGUGCACAGACCGGCGCCUGGGCGAGCGAAGACAUCGGAUUUGUCGGGACCGGUAAGCCAAUCGCCCCUCACCAAACUCUACACCCACCACAUAGAUCAAAUCUCGUCCUGAUCUCGUUCGAAUCUCCUCGCACAGGCACGCUCGUCGAAGGCUCCGACUACGCCUCGUUCCGCGCCGACGAGCCCGAGCUCAGCCUCACCCUCGUCGAGGCGUGCCACUUCGCCGGCGGCUCCGCGACGUGCACCGCCGCCAUCCCCGGGCAGACCACCAUCGUCGAGGUCGAGGCCGCGUCGCCGUUUCUCGUCCAGGGCAACGCCGCCGUGGCGACGCCCACAGGCUCCUCGGGGUCCGGUUCUGGGUCUGGGUCUUCGGACAGCAACGGGAGCAACGGCGCGACACCGGGCUCGGGCACUGCGUCUGGCGCGAAGCCCACGAGCACGGCGAACGCGGCCGUCGGGAGCGCCGUCGUCGGCGCUUCGAGCGUCUUGAUCGGUGCCGCGGCCGGACUUUUCGCUAUGGCCAUGCUAUGA